This is a messenger RNA of Homarus americanus (American lobster), 1799 nucleotides long. RefSeq names its product beta-1,4-glucuronyltransferase 1-like. The record is from RefSeq and is a predicted model, not a curated record. Bases 375 to 1784 code for a protein of 469 amino acids. The transcript is spliced from 4 exons. NCBI's taxonomy places the organism in Eukaryota, Metazoa, Arthropoda, Malacostraca, Decapoda, Nephropidae.
CCACAUGGGUGCCCUGGGGUAGGGUGGGUGUUUGGGUAGGGGCAGAGGGGCAGGUGUCAGAGUAGCGGUGUGUGGCAUCGUGGAGGUGUUAUUGAUUGCGCGAUGCUGUGUGUGGACUGCGGCAGCUGGUGGCCGACCAGUGUGGUGGGUGGAGGCUGGAACGACGCUUAGGCAUGGACGGCCCAACCCUCCUCCUCCUCCCCUACCUCUCCACCACCACCACCUCCACCACCAUCAUCAUCUCUACCACCACAACCACCACCACCAGCUCCACCACCGCCCCCCACCCGCGACGCCACCAAGGCUAAGACUCCGCAGCGGUCGUGGGUACUGCUGCCGCCUUCCAGCGGCAUAACACAAACCAACACUGAACAAUGUCUGAUUUUAGAAGGAACGGACCACUGAGCGUCCGCUGCCUCCUUGUGAUGGUGGGGUGGCGGCGCAGCGCUCUGGUGCGGGGCAGCUUCCUCCUCAACGUAGUGUUCGCGUUGUACGUGGCUGUGCACGUGGCGGCGCCCCCCCGCCUACUGGCCCCCCGCGCUUCCCUCACCCUCAUCCAUGACAACCUCACAGCCUCCCCGGAGCCCGUCGAUUACCCUACCGAGGGAGAACCUACCAUCGAUGACCCUUCCGAGCCCCCCGCGCCGCCCACACCCGCGCCUACCUUGCAGGAAAAGGUGUACCCUGACCUGCACACGUGCCACACACCCACACUCACGUUUCGCCCUGCCCUGCACGGCACACAUUGGGUGCUGUACAACUAUGUGCCGGCAGACACCCAGCCCGCGUGUAAUGAGUCGGUGACAUACACCACGCACGCAGACUUCACCUUCCUGGACAAUGUGGUACCGCUGGUGGAACGCUGGCGAGGCCCCGUCAGCGCUGCAGUGUUCGCCCCUGGAGGGGACUUCAACACUACGCUGCGUACUGUGGCCUUCCUGCGCACCUGCCGCCCCCUCGUGGCUAAGCAUGUCACCUUCCAUCUGUUUUUCCCGGCCGACCACAUGCCUAACCACGUACCGCCCACCGCCCAGUUGCUGGCCCAGCGUCCCUCCUGUUCCACGCCGCCCCCCUACCUCGCCACCCACACCUACAAGCGUGCCCACAACCUCACGUAUCCCGUCAACAUAGCACGCAACAUCGCGCGUCGGGCGGCCGCCACCUACUUCGUGCUGGCCAGCGACGUGGAGUUAUACCCGUCCCUGGACUUCAUCAACUUCUUCAUGGAUAUGAUGAGGAGGCAGGACGCGUCGCGGGCCGCCGCUCCCACCCGUCGCGUCUACGUCCUGCCCAUCUUCGAAGUGAAGAGUGGGUUUCGGCCGCCCACCACCAAAGCUGCGCUGGUCCGCAUGCUCAAGCGAGGAUCCGCAAUCCCUUUCCACAAGUUUGUGUGUCCGCAAUGUCAUAAAGUGCCUGGCAUGCGAGAGUGGGCCGACUCCAACGCCAGCGACACCGUCAACGUGGUGAUGGUGGCCAAGAGACACCCGCCCUACCACCACUGGGAGCCCAUCUACGUGGGCACCCACCUGGAGCCUCUCUACGACGAGCGGCUCUCCUGGGAGGGUCGCUCCGACAAGAUGACGCAGAUGUACGUGAUGUGCGUGCUGGACUACGAGUUUCACGUGCUGGACAACGCCUUCUUGGUUCACCGGCCGGGCAUCAAGAGGCACCGCCGUGACCGUCACCGCGACCUGCUCACAGCCAGACAGAACGCCCUCCUCCACAGCAAGAUCACCCCCGAGCUACACACUAUCUACGGCAAACGGGGGAUGUGCUUCUUGUAGCACCCCCAGGCCUCC